Oryzias melastigma (Indian medaka) is the source of this 871-nucleotide messenger RNA. It is a transcript of the gene ppp3r1b, whose product is annotated as protein phosphatase 3 (formerly 2B), regulatory s1ubunit B, alpha isoform, b. The record is from RefSeq and is a predicted model, not a curated record. The transcript has 6 exons. Gene Ontology annotation, molecular function: calcium ion binding; calcium-dependent protein serine/threonine phosphatase regulator activity. NCBI's taxonomy places the organism in Eukaryota, Metazoa, Chordata, Actinopteri, Beloniformes, Adrianichthyidae. Bases 274 to 768 code for a protein of 164 amino acids.
GAAGUGAAGCAGGUAUAUCAGUGUUACCUUCCAAAAUAAAAGUCCUUUAAAUGUGUCUGGAUCUCCCUCAUCACACCUGCCAGGAACCGCUCCAAAGGUCCAGAAAAUCCGCCCACUUCCCAGGUGACUUCAGAGACCCGGAAGUGCCUGCUGGCCCCAAGAAGGCUGACAGAAGGAGACCCCCCUCCCCCUACCGGUCACGCUGGUGUCACAUGACCCGGCUUAACCAGCACCAGGAGGUUCGCUGCUCCCGCACAAAGGUCCUGCAGCUCCAUGGCCAGCACCAGGCAGAACCCCGGUCCGGCUGGGGAGAUUAGGAGGCUGCAGAAGAGGUUUAAGAAGCUUGACCUGGAUCAGUCGGGCUCCCUGAGCGUGGAGGAGUUCCUGUCCCUCCCCGAGCUGCAGCAGAACCCUCUGGUCCAGCGGGUCAUCGACAUCUUCGACACCGACGGCGACGGCGAGAUCGACUUCAGAGAGUUCAUGGAGGGCAUCUCCCGGUUCAGCGUUGGAUCCAGCCGAGAGCAGAAGCUUCGUUUCGCCUUCCGGAUCUACGACGUGGACAAAGACGGCUUCAUCUCCAACGGCGAGCUGUUCCAGGUGCUGAAGAUGAUGGCGGGCAGCAACCUGAAGGACUGGGAGCUGCAGCAGGUCGUGGACAAAACCAUCAUCGGCGCAGACCAGGACGGAGACGGCCGGCUCUGCUUCCAGGAGUUCAGCCAGGUGGUCGGCGGAUUGGACUUCCACAGAAAGAUGGUGGUUGACAUCUGAUGAGGCUUCGGACGGACGGACAGCUCGGGACUUUUCCAGGAUUUCACAUUCAUGUUUAGCAGAAGACUUUAAAAAGUAAUCGAUUACAAAAACUUGGAGUACA